Molecule: messenger RNA, 2439 nt
Organism: Daphnia carinata
Lineage: Eukaryota; Metazoa; Arthropoda; Branchiopoda; Diplostraca; Daphniidae
Product: zinc finger MYM-type protein 1-like
Exons: 1
Coding region: 1-2439 (812 amino acids)
Molecular function (GO): protein dimerization activity
Source: RefSeq, a predicted model, not a curated record
AUGACUUAUUUUAAACCAAGAGAGAUUGCUGCUAAUGCUGCGGGUGAAAAUGCUGGUGAAUGUGGUGAUGAAGACACGACGAAGUUGAAUGAGGCUGAGGGGAAAGAUAAUAGUGGUGAAUGUGCUUCUGAUUUGGAUUUGGGUGAGGAAGAAAUCACGUCGGGGCCGGAAGAACAAAAAGAAAAAAAACCAAAAAGGUUUUCUACUGACCCGUCUGAUUGGGAUCGUCAUGACCACGAACUGGUCGCAUUUGUUAUUGAUACAUCAAACCCUCGAAAUUUUGAUCCUUCUAAAUUUGACUUUACAAGUUCCGAUAAGCGGGAACCGUCGGGAAAAGUGAGACGAGCCAACGUGGAUCUUUUCUACCGUAAGCUAGUAAACGGAGAGAAGAAACCACGUGAUUGGUUGGAGUUUUCAAAGCGAAAUGGAAGUCUGUACUGUGUGCCAUGUUUUUUCUUUGGUGAAGAACGCAAGUCUUCUUUAGCUGGAAAAGAAGGAUUUCGUGAUUGGAUGAACGCCAGCAAGGCCAUUAGUGAUCACGAACGGUCAUCGGACCAUAGUCAUGCCAUUUCUACCUUUGUCAACCGUCGCGAACCUCAAGGCAAGAUUGAUGCAGACUUUAUCAGACAAGCGCGAAUUCAUCAAGAGUAUUGGAGGGAAUUCCUACACCGGUCAGUGGACGUCAUAAAAUUUCUUUCUUCCCGUGGAUUGGCUUUUCGCGGAUCUAACCAGCAACUCGGAUCGGUUCACAACGGAAACUAUCUCGGUCUAUUGGAACUAUUAGCUCUACACGAUGCCUUUUUGGCAAAGCACUUGGCGAGUUACGGCAACAAGGGCAAAGGUAACACCUCAUACCUCUCCGCCAACAUCUGCGAAGAGUUCAUUCAACUUCUUGCUGAAAAGGUGGAAGCUUAUAUAGUUGAGGAGUUGAAAGAAGCUAAGUACUAUUCAGUCAUCGUUGAUUCCACCCCAGAUGUGUCGCACACCGACCAACUGUGUUUUGUUCUGCGCUACGUGCUGCCGGAUGGAGCGCCAGUCGAACGUUUCCUCGGAUUCCUACCAAUGCAUGGCCACACCGCUCUACAGAUGUUCGAUAUGGUGACGGAUAAGUUGAACAGGCUCGGAAUUCCGAUAGAAGACCUUCGCGGGCAAUCGUACGAUAAUGCUAGCAACAUGUCGGGCAUCUACACUGGACUGCAAGCUAGGAUUAAGGCCGUCAAUCCUCAGGCAGAGUAUGUGCCAUGCAGUGGUCAUUCUCUGAACCUAGCCGGAACCAGCGCGGCCGAAUCAUGUGCUACAACCGUUAACUUCUUCAGUUUUUUGCAAGAACUCUUCAAUUUCUUGUCAGGAUCGACGCAUCGUUGGGCUGUUCUACUAGACAUCCUACGAGCAAGUAAGAAGAAGGGGUUUAAAGUUCCUAAGAGUCUCUCCCAGACCCGCUGGUCUGCUCGUGCUGACGCUGUCAUUGCCUUGAAAGAGGGCUAUCCAGAAUUUAAAUCCGCAUUAAUAGGGAUUGCAGCUGAUUCAACUCAAACUCCAAGAACCAGAGCGGAAGCCAAUGGACUUAUCCAAAAGUUCAACAAACUCGAAACAGCCGUGCUGACAGUAAUUUGGGCCACGGUAUUGGAACGCGUAAACAAAGUCAACAAGCAGCUGCAAUCCGUAGCAAUUGACCUUGGCAUUGUAGUAGAGCUCUAUUCUUCGCUUGUUGCAUUUAUUAAAGAGGUCCGAGACAACUAUGACAAUUACGAAAAACAGACUGUGGAACUGGUUGGAAUGGAGAUGGGGUCACUUGUCUACUCUGCUGAUGAAUGCCGACAGCGGACCCGCAAGCGACACCAUGAUGAAAUGGACAGUGCUUCUGACACCACUUUUACGGGCCGUACUAAGAUGAUCGCUGAAGUCAACAUCAUGCUGGAUCAACUAACAGCAGAGCUCCGACGAAGGCAACAAGCCUAUUCGCAACUACACGCCCGUUUUGGAUUUCUUACGAUGCUCCCCGACUUGGACGCAAGAGCCAUCACUUCUCAAGCACAAAAUCUUGUUAACCAUUAUCCUAAUGACAUUGAGCAGUGUUUCCCGAAUGAAUGCCUUCAGUUCAAGAGUUUCGUUCCUCCACACAUCGGUGAAGGGCUAAAGAAGCGGAAGCCAAGCGGGCUGGACCUAAUCCGGAUCAUGCGAGAAAAGAAACUGCAAGCGAUUUUUCCAAAUGUAGAUAUAGUCCUUCGAAUAUUCCUCUCCACAGCUGUUACGAAUUGCUCCGGCGAGCGAUCCUUCUCCACUUUAAAACUGAUCAAAAACUAUCUACGGUCUACCAUGGUCCAACAACGAUUAUCAGCACUUGCGCUUCUUCAAAUUGAAAACGUUAUUUUGAAUUUCAUUGACGUGGAGGGUGUUAUUAAUUUAUUUUCUGCUUCAAAAUGCCGCCGAAAGUGCUAA